Messenger RNA from Drosophila pseudoobscura, 970 nucleotides. RefSeq names its product cyclin-dependent kinase inhibitor 1C. Bases 136 to 582 code for a protein of 148 amino acids. NCBI's taxonomy places the organism in Eukaryota, Metazoa, Arthropoda, Insecta, Diptera, Drosophilidae. The transcript is spliced from 2 exons. The record is from RefSeq and is a predicted model, not a curated record.
AUAUAGUAUAAAUUUCCAACCAACUGACCAGCUCAUCAUCAUUUGUGCUUUGAACUUCUUAAGUGUAAAUUGCUCGUCCGCUCAUCAGCUCGAGAAAAUUUCGUAAAAACAAAUUAAACCAAAAUCCAAAUAAAAAUGAAAUUCUUCGUGCUGUUGGCCUUGGCCCUUGUGGGCGUUGUUGCUGGUGCCCAGCUGCCGGACUCGGCCACACAGGGACCCAAUCCCCAGGACAUUGCCACCCCCGAACCGGAAUACAUUGACAUCGAGGAGCCUCUACCCGCUGCCGCCGCCCCUGCCCCCGCCCCGCGGCCAGUGUUCGCUGCUGCCGCUGCCCCCAGGCCAGUGAUUGCCGCUCCGAUCGCCCGACCCAUUGCCCGUCCCGUGGCCGUGGCCCAGCAGACCUUCUUCCAGCAGCAGCCCAUUGCCCAGCGUGCCCAGUACCUGCCCCCUCUGGUCCAGCAGCAGCAGGUGGUGCCACAGCAGCAGCAGCAGCUGGCGGGACACUCGUUCAACAGCAGGAGCGGCUACCAGUACCGUCGUCCAGUCUAUGUAAGACGCUUCUACCGCCUGCGCCGCUACUAAGAUGGAGCAGCGAUAUUCAUUCAUAUAUCUACUAUAUUUUUAAUACAUGUUCGAUAAUAUCCUAAUAAUGUUCCCCUCUAUAUUUUGCUGUUUUCUUUCUUCUGACCGCACCCGCACCCCACACCUCACUCCUGCCCGAAACGACUAUCUAUCUGCACCAAACUCCAAACCAAACUCCAAACCAAACUCCAAUCCAAACUCCAAUCCACUGCUCGAAUCAAGCAUUAACCUAUAUCCAAAAAAAACACCACGCUCACGCCACAUUACCACGCACUGAAAACCCCUCUACAAAUCUAUCCAACUAUCGAACCAUAUCGAACUAUCUAACCAAUCCUAAUCCUAGAACGAAAAUGAAAAUGAAAACGAAACGUCAAAGAACAACGACCAA